CCUGAAUGCUUACCGUUGACUUUUUCCUCUGUGCUUUUGACCUAACAUGAAAAAUUUACAUGAGAAUUUCAAUUUUUUGUGGCAACUAACAAAAGAACAGGAUGUUCCCCCGAUGUCUAGGUUCAAACUGGGGAUUUCUCUCUCACAUUCGACAACUAUCUUACUGAUGGCGUGCUCUUCCAGGGAUGGAGAAUUUUUAUUCAGCAUGGAAUAAAAUGUCAAGUAAUCCAGACGCAAUGGGGACUUCUUUACUUUUUCUUCAUUAUUCCACAACAACCUCCAUUAUUCUGGGGUUGUCUAUAUCGUAUUGGUGAAUAGAGAGUUGAAUCUUAGCUGCAUUCAAAGUAUCCACCAUGUCGAACAAGACUCAAGAUUUAGCCAUCCAUAGAUCGCCUUCGCAGUCGUCUUUGGGUGGUCCCGGGAAACCAGAUAUUGCUAAUGGAGAGGUCGUUCAUUCGGCUUCUGGUCACCUCGAUGCGGUUUAUGGUGUAGGUGGUGUGGGACAUACUCAACGUAGGUUGAAGGCGAGACAUGUUACCUUUAUUGGUUUUGGUGGUGGUAUUGGUACGGGUCUUUUUAUCGGUACUGGUGCAGCUUUAGCCAAUGCUGGACCUUUGGGUCUGCUUUUGUAAGUCGAGGCUUGCUCAGAUUAAGUUGACGAUACCUGGUAUUAACAAGUUGCAGGGCUUACAGCGUGGUCGGUCUUCUUCUUUGGUGUGUGAUGGAGUCAAUUGGAGAAUUGGCCACUCUGGUAAGUUGACAAGAUUAAUCACAUGAUCACCAGACUUAAACUUACAUUUUCAGUUUCCAACCGCUGGAUCAUUCCCUCAUUUCGCUACUCGAUUCGUCGAUCCUGCUCUCGGUUUUACUCUCGCUAUUUCUUAUGGUUAUUGUUACACCAUUGCAAUCGCCUCGGAAGUUUCAGCCGCAGCUAUCGUAGUGUCUUACUGGACAGAUAUCACACCCGCCGUCGUAAUUACCAUAGGAUUAGUCGCCAUCUUCCUCAUCAACAUGGCCAACGUCAAAUUCUAUGGCGAAGCCGAAGUCAUCACUGCAUCUAUCAAAAUCCUUUGUUUCCUGGUCUUGAUUAUUGUUUCCCUGGUUAUCACAGCUGGAGGAGCACCCAAUCACGAGACUAUCGGGUUUAGAUAUUGGAAGGAUCCAGGUCCAUUUGUUCCCUUCGAUGGUAUUACAGGGAAUAAAGGUAACUUCCUCGCAUUUUUCAGUGCCUUCAUCAAUGCCAGUUUCUCAUAUAUUGGUGUUGAGACUGUCGUUGUCGCCGCCGCUGAAACUGUCAACCCACAUAAAGCCAUCCCAAAAGCAGUCAAACGUGUUACCUAUCGAAUCCUAUUUUUCUACGUCCUCGGUACGCUCCUCAUUGGAAUGAUUAUUCCAUCUAACGAUCCCGGUCUUGUCAGUGGAUCCGGUAAUGCAAAUUCCUCACCCUUCGUCAUCGCAAUCAAGAACUCCGGCAUCUCCGUCCUCCCAUCCAUAAUCAACGCCUGUAUCCUUACCUCCGCCUGGUCCGCCGGAAACAGCUACUGUUACAUUGGUGCAAGAAUGAUCGUAGCCAUGGCAGUCGACCGACAAGCCCCUCAAUGUUUCGCAAAGGUAAAUCGCUGGGGUGUACCAUACUAUGCCGUCCUCGUCUCUUUCGCCUUCGGUCCUCUCGCCUAUCUAAGUCUCGGCUCAGGUGGAGCAGCCCAAGCUUUCACCUGGUUACUAAAUCUCAGCACUGUCGCUGGACUCCUCGCCUGGAUGACCCUCUGCAUCUGUUACAUCCGCUACCACCACGCCUGUCUCGCACAAGGUGUCAACCGCGACAAUCUCCCCUUCAAAGGACGCUGCCAACCCCUCGCCGCAUACGUCGGCGCCAUCGGCUCAGGAAUCAUAGUAAUAUUCUCCGGAUUCGGCGUCUUCGUCAAGGGAAAUUGGAACACGGCUAAUUUCAUAGCGAGUUAUAUCGGUAUCGUUAUUUAUAUCGCUCCGUAUGUUUUUUGGAAAAUUUUCAAGAGGACGAGUGUCUCGAGGUCGAAAGAUGUGGAUCUUUUCUCGGGGAGAUUCGAUGCUAGUUGUGCGCCUGUAGAACCGAUUCCUACGACUGCGUGGGGAAGGUUUUUGGAUUGGUUGUUUUGAGGUGGUGGGGAUAUGGAC
Molecule: messenger RNA, 2154 nt
Organism: Sclerotinia trifoliorum
Lineage: Eukaryota; Fungi; Ascomycota; Leotiomycetes; Helotiales; Sclerotiniaceae
Source: the annotation of a GenBank genome assembly